Molecule: messenger RNA, 1893 nt
Organism: Alosa sapidissima (American shad)
Lineage: Eukaryota; Metazoa; Chordata; Actinopteri; Clupeiformes; Clupeidae
Exons: 3
Coding region: 520-1893 (457 amino acids)
Source: RefSeq, a predicted model, not a curated record
AGCUGUGCUAGUGUAACGGAGUAAAAAGAGUUGCUAGUUAAAUUAUAUUAAAAUUGAUGCAAUUACGCCAUCUAGAGGCAGGUUGAUUUAGUGUGACAGUGGGAUUCGCGUUGCAUUUACCCAGACUGGAGAUUACGAGAUACUGGAUUGUUGUCCCGAGAUCUAUUUGCUGAACCCACAAUUCCACACUGUCAUACUUUGUUCCAGCAAUAAAGAAACCUGAUCCAAGUGGUUGUCCGUGGUGAUGUGUAGAAGCAACAGUAGAAUGGAGUGACCCGUCACAUUGGUGCCGUGACUCAUCGAUUUGAAGUUGGAUCUUCACCUCGACCCGGGACCAUUCUACUGGACGGCUUCGUCACACUGUCAGGUGGACAGCGUAUCGCUUCACACAUUAGUGUAGGCCUCAGUUGUUUUUAUUUACUUUUCUUUGCUAGCCCUUUUCUGACUAUAUUUCAUGCAGUUGUUACUGAUUGACUGAUACUGUGUUACUGAUUGUUUGAUAUUGCAUGAUACUCCAAUAUGAGCUACAGGCGAGGGUAUAUCAGUACGCCUUUUGGUGAAAGCCUUGGUAGAGGGAGGGGGAUUCCAAUAGUUUUGGAUUUUGAUAGUCCUGUUCAGGGAGGUGACGUUCAUGUGGUGGGGGAUAGUCAGAUUGCCGCAGCGGCCCCUAUAGCUAGUGGGGUCGGGUUUUCUUCCCAGAAUCACCACACUGAGCAUGCACCAAACACACAGGUUGUUGAUACGUCCACCCCAAUCACUACUCCCCUGUUACCUGACAUAGUGAGUCAAAUGAGUGACAUAAUUAGGAAUGUUGGUCAGCAGCUGGCGGAUAGCGUUAUUGCGCGCCUCAGCCCAACACAAGCAGUGCCCACGCCUAGCACAGCACACAUGCUCAGCACACCCACUAACACAUCCACACAGAGUCUGGACCUGUCUCAAGUUCAACUGGUGCCUCACAGGAAGGUGAAGGAGCAUCCAACCUUCAGAGGGGAUAGCACAGACACAGUGAAUGUUCGUGAGUGGGAAGACUUAAUGAGGAGUUACGUAAAGAAAACAAAUAUCAAAGCAGAGCAACAAGCAGAAGAAAUACUCACGCAUCUCAGAGGCAAAGCAAAAGAUGUUGUAAAGUUUGGGAUUCGGAACAGUGGCAUUAAAGUAAUUGAGAACCCGGAAGCCAUCUAUGGUCUUCUACGUAAACAUUUUGCUGCCGUCCCCUGUUCACCCCUCCCCCUAGCAGACUUUUACACUACACUGCCAAAGAGCGAUGAGGGUGCAUAUGACUACUGGCUGAGGCUCCAUCAGGCUGCAGAUGUUGCCACUGUCCGGCUUAAAGAACAAGGUAAAACACUAGACUGCCCCGCUCUUGAAGUGACACGUAUGUUUAUCAAGAAUUGUCCAUCUAGAGAGCUUGCCAUGACGUUCAGGUCAAAGACAAUAGAUAAGUGGUCUGUUGAAGAGGUCCAAGAUGUGCUAGAUGAAUAUCACAAUGAGAUUCGCUCUAAGGGUACUGUAUCUGUGAAUAGGAAACUCAAUGAGAAUGUGCACGUGAACAAGGUUGAAAUGCCGUGCGCUGGUGCGUCUUUACCUGACAGACAGGACCUUCAUGCAGCCAAGUCGACUGAGUCCCCUGCUCUUAACCGUGUCAUCACGAUGUUAGAAAAAAUUCUACUUCAGAGAGCUACUCCUGCUCAGGCCAUGUCAAACAGGGCGUCUACGCCUAGACUUCACAGGAUUGAGGGUCUGAAUAGCAUGCCAUGUGCUGUAUGUAGUGAUGCUAAACACUCUGCCUUGACUCACUGUCGUGACAAGAAACUCUGCUUUCUGUGCCAUUCACCUGACCACUCCAGACGCAGCUGCCCGGCACAAGAGAAAUCCGCUCAGUCGGGAAACUGA